Messenger RNA from Anopheles stephensi (Asian malaria mosquito), 8009 nucleotides. It is a transcript of the gene fra, whose product is annotated as neogenin. The transcript is spliced from 11 exons. The record is from RefSeq and is a predicted model, not a curated record. Lineage: Eukaryota; Metazoa; Arthropoda; Insecta; Diptera; Culicidae. The coding region runs from base 708 to 5366 and encodes 1552 amino acids. Gene Ontology annotation, cellular component: membrane. Gene Ontology annotation, molecular function: protein binding. Gene Ontology annotation, biological process: cell-cell adhesion.
GCAAGCGAGACGGAUGCACGUCGAGCUGCGUCUAGGUUUAUAAUUUUAUACACUCGUCGGAAAGCGUUUUACUAUCAAAUUUUACUGAAAACUGGCGCUAAAUAGUGAUUCGAAUCUCGCGUCUGUGCAUCCCUUCCAGUGCAAACGGUGUGUUGUGAACAGCAAUCUAUUGCACGCAGCAGUGUUUCUUCCUGAAAACGAGCUAAAUAGAGUGUAAAUGUACGCAAAAGUUUGAUUCUGGUUGUAAUUAAACGUUACUUUCAUUCAUGAUAGGGCAUUCAAAAAUCGAAGUGUGCCAAGAGUUGUUGCGCCCGGUGUGUUGUCGAAUGUUAUGAUGCGGCGGCGUUGUGAAAAGCGUCUCAUGCGCAACGAAUGAUGCAGCGCGUGAGGGUGAACUAGAAUAAGGGUGAGAAGAGGGUGUGGUGAAUACCUGCUCGGUACGGUUGGCUAGAACAUCCUCGACGGCGAGCGGAGGAAGCAAGAAUUCAGGUUGAGAAAAUUCAGAAUCAAAAAGAAAGUGUAUUUCAGUGAGUUUUGUUGUAAUUCCUGUAGAGCAUGUGUGUAUCGUGAGCCAACAAGUGUUUGGCAAAAGUAAGAGAAAUAAAUAAUUCAACUCAUCAGUUCAGUGCAUUUGUACGUGUGUGAAUAUAUUAUAUGUCCGUGUCUAUGCGUGUUGUGUGUGCGUGUUAAUUUGAAAUUAGUGCAACAUGAAGCACUUCGGCGGUGCAGCUUCCAUGCAGCAUCUUGCCGGAAGUGGCUGUAACAACAGUGCAACCUUAUGCGCCCCAUCAUCAUCGUCGCCUAGCAACGCAGACAGCAACGGCAGAUGCAGCAGCAACAACAGAUGCAGACGACAUCGUAGUAGCAUUAGCGGCAUGGCACGCUGGAAUCUAAUCGUAUGCAUGGCGACGCUGUUUUCGCUAAUGUUUACAAAAUGUUAUGCCAGCCAAGCGCUCGAGUUUACGGUGGAACCCUCCGAUGUGACCGUACCGGAAGGUAACUCGGUUAUGCUGCAGUGUGCCGGCAGUGCGGACAGGAAAGUGCUGCAGGACGGCAAAACGGCACCCAACAUACGGUGGCGUGGUCCGGACGGGCAGGACAUCGGAAUCGUGGGCGACACGUUCCGGUCGCAGCUGACCAACGGUUCGCUGUACAUUAGCUCGGUGGAAAGCAACCGUGGACUGACCGGCUUUUAUCACUGUCUGCUCAGUGUGGACGGUAUCGGUACGAUCGUUAGCAGAUCGGCACGUGUCUCGAUUGCAGAUCUACCGGACAUAAACCAGGAAUCGCACGAAAUCUAUCUGUACGCCGGCCAAACGGCAUACUUCAAGUGCAUGUCCAGCUUGCUGCCUUACAGCGUCGAAUCGCGCUACCACACCGAAUGGCUAAAGGACGAUCUACCUCUGCGCAUGGAUUUGACGCGCAUGCUGUUGCUUCCGUCGGGUGCGCUAGAAAUCGAUGAAGUUGUGCCGGCGGACCGUGGAACCUACCAGUGUAACGUGACCGCGGGCACCUUCUCGCGGUUAAGCAGCAAAUCGAACCUCAACAUUAAGUCUACGGCCGGUCAGCCGCAAAGCUUCGCACCACCGGCGUUCGUGAUCGUGCCUCAACCGCAGACGGUACGCGAGGGAGACACCGUCAUACUGAACUGUGUGGCAAACGGCAACCCGAAGCCAACGAUUCGAUGGCUGCGGAACGGGGAGGACAUCGACAUGAACGACCUAGACUCGAGGUUCCGCAUCAUGGGUACGGGAUCGUUGCAGAUCAACUCGAUUCAGGAUACGGAUGCGGGUGACUAUCAGUGCCGGGCGAGCAAUACCGAGGACUCGCUGGAUGCUUCUGCGACGGUGCAGGUGCAAGUGCCACCGAAGUUCAUCCUCAGUCCAGACGAUAAAGUUGCGUACGAGAAGGAAGAGCUGGAGCUAGCUUGCUCCAUUCACGGCAAACCGACGCCCGUCAUCCAAUGGUUGAAGAAUGGAGACUUGAUAACACCGAGCGAGUACAUGCAGAUUGUCGGAGGACACAACUUGAAAAUUUUCGGACUGAUCGGUUCGGACGCAGGGAUGUUCCAGUGCAUCGGGACGAACCCGGCCGGAAGUGUGCAGGCGGCAGCACGUCUGGAAAUAAUCGAACCAGGACUUCCGAAACGACACAAGGGCAAAAAGUUUCAGCAGACGCAAUCGAAAACGAAAUCGUACGAAAAAUCACCACUGCUGCUGCAGUCUGACCCGAAACUCUCGAAGUCGGUACUGGAUAGCUUGGUGUCGCGGACGAAGGAACGACCGAACGUUAGCCGGCAUCAGUUCCAGUACAACGAGUACACCGACGAUGACUAUGCCGAUCACGACCGCAUGCUUGACAGUGACCAUGAGGAUGACGACGACGACGAAGACGAUGACGAGGAGGAUGGUAAAAUCUAUCCGCUACGACCUAAUGAGGACCCGAACCAACUGUACCAAUCGUUGACCGGUUCCAAGUCUCGGGAGGAUGGUGAGGUUGGCCAUUUCUCUAAUCAGAAGUCUCCCAUUAACGCUGUCACGCGGAAAUACUCGAAAUCGUACGUAGAUGGAGGUGGAAAGCUGGCAGCACCCUUGCCAGGACCGCCGCGCGCCCUCCAGGCCCAGAUAGUGCAGUCGCGCUUCAUCACGCUGAACUGGCUGGAACCGGCGAAGAAUCCCGAUGAAGUUAUCUCCUACUCGGUGUACUACCGGAUGCAUACGAGCGAUAGAGAACGCAAGAUGACGACGAAUUCGCGGGACGAGCAGGAAAUCAAUAUUCAAUCGUUGCAGCCGGGCAAAAACUAUCACUUCCGCGUGGUAGGAAACAGCAAUCACGGUCCGGGCGAAUCGUCAGAAACGCUCGAGGUGCGAACCUUGUCCGAGGAAAACAUUGCCGGUGCACCACAAAACCUGCGUGGAUACGCCAUCACUGAGAAGGAUAUCCACCUGCAGUGGGAUCCACCGGUCGUGACGAAUGGGCUGAUCACGAAGUAUCGCGUGUACUAUGCUGAGACAGACAACGGGGCAGAGAUGUACUCCGACACGACCACCACCGAGGUUAUCAUCAACGAGCUGCGUCCAUACACGAAGUACACCAUGUACGUGGUUCCCUUCAAUCAGGCCGGCAUGGGCGAUCCGUCACACGAGAUAGACGUCAAAACGUACUCAUCAACUCCAUCAGAACCGCCGGCAAAUGUGACGCUGGAACAGACUAGCUCCACCGUAGCAAUCCGUUGGGAACCGCCAGCGUUGGAAGAUCGUAACGGGCAGAUAACUGGGUACAAAAUCAAGUACCGCAAGAACAAAAAGCCACUGCAGGUGGAGACUACUCCGGCCAAUGUGCGAUACUACAUACUGAAGGAUCUGGACAAGAUGUCGGCGUAUCAGGUGAAGAUUGCAGCGAUGACGGUGAACGGAACGGGGCCAUUUACCGAGUGGCAUCACACGGAAACGUACGCGAACGAUCUGGAUGAAUCGCAAGUUCCAGGACAACCUGCCUGGAUAAAGACCCGACCUGGAGCGGACAAUAUCACGGUCAUGUGGGGACCACCGGUGCAUCAAGAAAUUAAAGUUCGCAGCUACAUCCUCGGCUGGGGCAAAGGAAUUCCGGACGAAGAUACGGCUGAGAUUGAGGAGCGGAUACGGCAGUUCGAGAUCACCAAUCUGGAACCGAACAGCGAAUACGUCAUUUCACUGCGUGCCCGUAACGCCAUUGGUGAUGGAGCUCCAAAGUACGACACGCUGCGUACCCGGGAGGAUGCUCCAAUCGAAGCGCCAACGCCGCUAGAAGUUCCGGUCGGACUACGCGCCAUCCCCAUGUCGGGCACGUCGAUCGUAGUGUACUGGACCGAUACGACGCUCAGCAAAAGCCAGCACGUGUCGGACAAUCGGCACUACGUCGUACGGUACAGUCAGAAUGGUUCUAACCGCUACCGCUAUCACAACACGACCGUUCUGAGCAGUAUGAUUGGCGAUUUGCGACCGAACACCCAGUACGAGUUUGCCGUAAAGGUAGUCAAAGGACACCGCCAAUCAGCCUGGUCCAUGUCGGUACUGAACUCCACCCAGCAAGUUUCACCCGUGUCACCUCCGCGCGAUUUGCAGGUCACUUUCGAUCCACGCAAUCCGCUCACCGCUAUACUGAGCUGGCUCUCACCGCGCCACGUUAGCGGACCGAUUGCAGGGUACCAGGUACUCUACACAACCGACACGACCAAGCGCGAUCGGGAUUGGAAUAUCGAGUCGACGACCGGCGAACACACGUCGGCCGAAAUCAUAAACCUCGAACCACACACGACCUACUACUUCAAGGUGCAAACGCGCCACUCGAAAGGGUUGGGCCCAUUUUCCGCGAUGGUUUCUAUGAAAACGGGUGCCGAGAUCGAUUCGAGUGAGAACCUUACGAUGAAGAAAACGAUCUCAUCCGAGCUUCUGUACGUCAUUUACGGAUUCGCCGUAAUGGGGGUGUUUGCGAUGAUUUUUCUGCUGAUAAUUAAGUGCCGCAACAAGAGCCCCGAAGGUACGCCGGAGCACGCGAAAAAGAGCUAUCAGAAGAACAAUGCGGGAAUCAUUAAGCCGCCCGAUCUGUGGAUUCAUCACGAUCAGAUGGAGCUGAAGAAUAUGGACAAGGCCAAUCACAGUACGACGCCCGGUUCGGUCGAUGGUGGUGCUUCCAGCAGUGGUACGAUGACACUGCCCCGGUCGGUCGGUGGCCACGAUUACGAUAGCGAAACGCCAAUCACACACGUUACCAACUCGCUCGAUAAGCGAAGCUAUGUGCCCGGGUAUAAUGGAAACACGACGUCCCUUAGCUCGACGAUGGAGCGUCCACAGUACCCACGGACACAGUACAGCACAGCCGCCAGACCGCAUAUAGCGAUGGAUCAGCAAACACUUUCGCAGCAGAACCUUCUCCAGCAGCCUCCACAAUUGCCGCCAGCGAAUCCACUCGCCCAGACACCCGAAAACCCGUACACAUACGACAGUAGUUAUAGCCCAAAUGUUACCUACGCCCAAGGUAUAGCGAUAGAUGCCCCGAAACGAGGGCAAGGACACCCGCUGAGAAGCUUCAGCGUACCUGCACCGCCCGCAUCCACACCCAUCAUCAGCGGUCAGGGCAAGCAUGGCACUCCAACGCCAGCAGUCACGAUACGCCCGCAGAACUCAUCGCCCUACAAGAAACCUUCGCUCUCGUCCGGCUCGCUAACGAAUCGGCUGCAAACCGGACCGGUAGUGGCACACUCGAACGACGAAAUCCAGCGACUGGCACCGUCCACCUCGACCGAGGAGCUCAACCAGGAGAUGGCCAAUCUCGAGGGCCUGAUGAAGGAUCUGAGUGCAAUCACGGCGAACGAGUUUGAGUGCUAGAAUGCUGCGGCACCGUUCGGCACGCGGCCUAACGCACGUGCCCCAAAUGCGUGAUCAAAAACUGUUUAGUCAUUAUUAAUUUUAAUUUCGUACGAACGGGCAUUGUAUGGAUGAAUCGUGUAGCGAACGGAACGGUGUGAGUGUGUCGUGUGUGUGAGUGAUCGUAUCGAGUUGAUUGCGACUGAACGUUGUGUCCGUGUAUGGUUAGGCAUUAUUAUUAGUAUUGCAAUUACUUUAAAGCAAACUCUACUACCGAUAAUCGACAAUUCGGUGCAUUGUGUCGUAGCGGUAAUGCAUUGUAUAACUCACAUUAAUUUAUUAAACUAUUACUCUUUAAGUACUAACCCAUCCCCGCCCGCGGUGCAGUACAGCCGUACGGAGAGGAAUUCGCCUAGGGAAAAUAUUUCGCAUGCGAACAAACGAUACGAAAGCAUCAGAUUUAGGCAUAAGUAUAAGGUCGGUAGGCUAGGAGUAAUGUUCGAAUUGUCCUUGCGCACUAUGGUCACUUCGUUUCUACCCCAUCGUACUCCGGUCGCGGAUGCGGCUCUCUCUUUCUUGUAGUUUAGCGAACGAAUAUCCUUCAAAAUGUACAUAAGACUAGAUCGGGAAGGCAGAAAUGAUUUUGUAAACAAUUGUUUGUUCCGUUUUAGCUCAUUUUGCAUUUCUCAACCCGUUGCAAAGGAGAAUGCUAACAUAUUCCAUUUUUCUUUAAGUACAAGCAGACAACGAUUUGGUCCAGAUUGCUUUAUUUUAAAUGUUUAACCGCAAAUCGUUUCAGUAGAAACUUAUCGCAAAAAGAAACCAAACCCGUAAAGGCCCAGUGAGUUUAUUAAAACACUUUUUAUGUGAAGAAACCCAUUUACAAGCUUGUACUUCAGAUAGCUUCGUACGCCGCUAGCCGAGUAAAUGAUAGAGGUAACGUAUAGGAUUAACACAACCAACCAACCAACCCAAAACCUUACAAAAUGGACAACAGGGAUCAAUUUUACAUGCCACUCUCCAUCGUACUCGGUACUACUGCCAUAACGAAAACAAACCAAGUCGGAACUGCCAACAGAGAGUGUUCCGAUCGUUUUAGGGUAAUUCGAUCAUUUCGAAGCCGGUUCCUAUCGCCAUCCAGCUAGAGAUUAGUUUAUGUGUCCUUUUUCUCCCGUGCUUACCACUUGUGUCGGUUGCUUUAGUUUAAAUGUUCCGUUUUGUAACGACAUCAUGCCAUCUUGUCAUCACAUGUAUCUCUCUCUCUCUCACACAGCUUCUUGUAUAAAUCGUAUGUAUUGGCAGCGGGAAGGAAGGAGAGCACUGUACACUAGGGCACAUACUUACAGGCCCCAUUAGCCACCGUCUAUGUGUAAAACCCCCGUUUGUGUGCGUGUAUAGGUGUGUUGUGAAAACCUUUUGAACGUUUUUUACAGAGGCAGCAGUCUGCUGUGGUGGAAACUAGAGAUGGGGGGGGGGAAGAAAGAAAGAGAGAGAGGGAGGGUAGUUUAGUUUAUUUUUAUACACUUACGAAAAUCAAAACAAACAACUGUACAACUCGAAUUGUGUUAGGUUGCAACACACACACUAACAAAAUAUCACGUACCCCGCCUGUACACCACAAUCAUCACACCAAUAAUAGCUAGAGAAUGGAGCAAAUGGAGCCAAUCGUAAUGAAAAUUGUAGUGUGCGUCAACCCGGUUCAAUCACGUACCACAGAAUCGAAUAUCCUUAUCACCAAGACAGCGAAUUUACACGGAACACAUUAUCACACCUUUCUUAGAGGACUUUUAGAGGAUGUAAGUGACGUGUAGUAGCCUCAACUCGCUGUUUAUGCAGAGCCAUCAUCAUCAACUUCUUCUAAUCGUAAACCCACAGCAGGCUUCAUUCAGUAUUCUUUCUGUGUGUAUGCUGUGCGUAGAACACGUAUUAAUCCUAUACAUUUAGCAGGACACGAAGUUAGCUCAUCUACAGUGAGGACCUACGGUUUCUACAGUGUUCAUACCUUUCCCUCUCAUUCCAUUCCAUCCACAAGAGAGAUGGUGUAUCAAGCUUCUGUAACAACACAACGAAAAAUACUUUUGAUGCUAGUCGACUUCCAUAAGGUGUGAGCGUCGUGCAUAGCUCACUAGUGUUUGUUGAUGGCCUCACACUUGAGAUAAAAAUCGCCAAACAGACAUACAUCACCAACAUUGAUUUUUAUUCACCCUCAAAGAAUCACGCGUCAACAGAGCUGGCAAAAUGAAACUGAGAUAUGAGAUUCCUGUUUUUUUUUUUUGCGCUAGAUGUAAGCCCUUCCCUUACCCUCAAUCACAUCUCGAACACAACCACUCAGUGCAAAGAAAAAAAAAACUUAUUACAAAAUAUCAAUGCGCACAACUCGACAAAACUCAAGGACGAUAAAGCGAGCGAAACAGGAGGAGAUCAGCAAAAAAAAAACGCACAAAACUGUGUAUGACAAGUGUGUAAGCCUAAACUGGUAGCAUUUUUUCUAGUAAUACUGUAUUUAUACACGAGUAAAGAAGGCCGAAAAUCGAUAGCAGAAGAACGAGGUAAACUAGAUAUGGAAGAACAGAAGGUAAGGUAACAUUUCAAAAACCAAUUCGACAGUGAAACAAACAAAAAAACAUGAGUAAGAAAAUAAAAUGAAAAGCAUGAUAAAUUAUA